AAUGAACAGUUGAACUCCAGUGCAGCGUCACGCUUAGCCCUCGGCCCGCCUCCGUUGUUAUUCCAGGCCAUUGUUCAACUUUCCAACUCUCCCUCCUCCCUCACGAUUUGCUGUGUCAUGUUAAGUUUCUCACAGGCUAAUGUGGUUUGUGCUGAGCUGUCUUCCUGUUUUCAUUCCUCUUGUCUAGUGGGAGGGAAGAGGAGGAGGAGGGUAUAAAAGCACAGCUGGAUGGCACAAGCUGUACAAAGAGGCUCGCAAAAGACUGAGUAACUUUGGAGAAGUUCAACCUGACUUAGGAGAAGAGCAACACAAUGGAGACGCAGAAGACGCAAAAAGCUGGAAAGGAUCUGUCAGAACAAAUCAAACAGGUAACAAUGGAAAGUCACAUGAGGGCAGAGAACACUGAGUUAAUGCUGAGCUUCCAGAAGGGACAAGUCACCAUGCAGCAGUAUAAGCUUCUCCUCAGUUCCCUUCAUGAGAUCUACCAGACCUUGGAGGAGGAGCUGGACAAGAACUCAGGCCACCCCGCAGUGGAACCCAUUUACUUUCCAUCUGAGCUGGCCAGGCUGGAGCCUAUUGAGAAAGAUCUGGAGUUUUUCUACGGUCCAGACUGGAAGCAGAAGAUCGUGGUGCCUGCAGCCACGACAAGAUACUGUGACAGACUCCGAAAGAUCGGGAAGGAGAACCCAGAGUACCUGGUAGCCCACGCUUACACUCGUUACCUCGGCGACUUGUCUGGCGGUCAGGUCCUAGGUCGUAUCGCCCAAAAGUCCAUGGGCUUGAAGAACGGUGAGGGCUUGUCCUUCUUCGCCUUCCCCGGUGUGUCCAGCCCCAACCUGUUCAAACAGCUCUACCGCAGUCGCAUGAACGUCCUGGAGUUGAGUGAGGAACAGAGGAAAGGCGUCCUGGAUGAGGCUGUCAAAUCCUUUGAGCUAAACAUCCAGGUCUUUGAGGAUGUGCAGAAGGUGCUGAAUGUCACCGAAAAGCAGAUGGACUCCAAAAAUGUGAAAUGCAAGAAUACUCUGCAAAGCUCCAUGAUGAGCAAUUCAUUCUACCGGAUGCUUCUCGGAAUCUUCGUGGCUGUUGUCACCAUGGGAAUCUGUAUGUCAUAGGGCAUAAUAUGAGCCAACUCAAGAGUCCUGCUGACGUACAAUGUUAUUUUUCCCUCCAACCUACAAAAAAGACUGAAAACGUUAUAAAUAUAAAUACCAGGCCAUAGGUUGGUGAAAUUUAUGUGAGAAAACACAAUUGACAUUCUUUGAGCACCCACACCCAGUAGUUUAUACGAAAGACGACCCUUCUGGUCCUAUUUCUGGACUGAUGGUGCCAACUUUAAUUUGUAAAUAAUGUUAAAUGAAGCUGUUACAUUGACAUUCUACAGUACAAGCCCAGCUCAAUAUCCCUGGACUCCGUGAACAAAAUUGAGAUUAAUCCCUAAGUAUUCUUAUUUUUUUUUUAAUAUUUCACCCAGGUCCCUCCAAAUCAUUGACAAUCCAUACAUUAGUUAAUUGUUUGUGUAGGUAAAAAGGAAUAUGUUUCAGAACUACGUCAAGUGAACCAGAAAGUUUAUUUAAAUUGUGUCUCUCAGUUUGUUAGUUUGAAACUUGUUUCACUCUUAGUGCGCAUAUUGUGUCACAUUUCUUUGAACUUUUACAAUUUACUGUAGCAUAACUGUACAUACAUUUUAAUCAUACACUGUAAUGUCUAAUUUGACUGUAACGUAAAACAUGUAUUUUUAUAUGAGGAAGUUUUAUUAAAAUGAUUUGUUGUAAAUUA
Molecule: messenger RNA, 1776 nt
Organism: Corythoichthys intestinalis (scribbled pipefish)
Lineage: Eukaryota; Metazoa; Chordata; Actinopteri; Syngnathiformes; Syngnathidae
Product: heme oxygenase-like
Exons: 5
Coding region: 312-1112 (266 amino acids)
Biological process (GO): response to oxidative stress; heme oxidation; heme catabolic process
Molecular function (GO): heme binding; heme oxygenase (decyclizing) activity
Source: RefSeq, a predicted model, not a curated record